Messenger RNA from Cooperia oncophora, 513 nucleotides. The record is from the annotation of a GenBank genome assembly. Lineage: Eukaryota; Metazoa; Nematoda; Chromadorea; Rhabditida; Trichostrongylidae.
AUGGGCAGAGUGAUUAGCAGGAUACCUUUCGGCAUCGAGGGAACCAUAAUGGACACACCUACGCUAAGUGAGCGCUGGCACCUCCGCUUGAAGAAUGAAGUCCUUCACAGGAAUGCGAACUCGCGAGCCGAUUGCUUAGUGGAGUUGUUGAUAAGAGCUGUAGAGGAUCUGGCCCAUUAUAACGAAAUCAAGGAUCGGCGUCGGCAAGUCGUGGGCAAGAUUGCAAGUUUUCGGACGCAACAAACAUCCAAACAGCAUCCUUCAGCACUGCAAUUGUAUAAGAGAAAUCCACAGAAGAUAUCCGAGACUAGCAGUAUUACAUGGGAUAUUGAAGGGAAAAAAACCAGAGGAGAAAAUGUGCACUGUCCUUUGUGCGGAGUGUGCCCUUAUACGUGGCUAUGCAGUUGUCUGGAAAACAGAGCCGGUAUUCCCUGUGUUCAUUGGCAUGCGGUAAUUGAACUGAACGGACCACAACACAGGGUAGAAAACUGGCUUCCGUUGCAUGGAUUAUGA